This is a messenger RNA of Podarcis raffonei (Aeolian wall lizard), 1048 nucleotides long. RefSeq names its product N-acetyltransferase 9 (putative) (gene NAT9). Gene Ontology annotation, biological process: protein acetylation. Gene Ontology annotation, molecular function: N-acetyltransferase activity. The coding region runs from base 203 to 883 and encodes 226 amino acids. The record is from RefSeq and is a predicted model, not a curated record. NCBI's taxonomy places the organism in Eukaryota, Metazoa, Chordata, Lepidosauria, Squamata, Lacertidae. The transcript has 8 exons.
AAGGUGGAGCUUGUCUUUCUUUCUCUGGUUCAGGUGUAGAUUGCGGCCAAAUGCUGCCUGUCUGGAGAUUAGGAGUAGUAUGUGGGGGAAGAUCUCUUGCGAAAGUGGCUCCCUGAUUGAAGCCUCUUCAGUGUUGCCUCUGGAGAAGUUACAUGCAAAGUCUAAUUCCUUUUUUUUGUAACUCGCUUUGAGGCUUGGAGCUAUGAGAAUUAACCAGAAUACUGUACUGCAGGGAAAGAGGGUGACCCUGGUGCCAUAUACCUCUGCUCAUGUACCCAAGUACCAUGAGUGGAUGAAGUCUGAAGAGCUGCAGCGUCUGACUGCAUCAGAGCCAUUAAGCCUGGAACAGGAAUAUGAGAUGCAGCGCAGUUGGCGGGAAGAUGCAGACAAAUGCACAUUCAUAGUGCUUGACACAGAUAAGUGGUCUAAGCAGACAACCACGGAGGAAGACUGCAUGGUGGGCGAUGUGAACUUGUUCCUCACAGACAGUGAAGAUCCAACACUCGGAGAGAUCGAAAUCAUGAUUGCAGAGGCCAGCUAUCGUGGCAGAGGAUUUGGCAAGGAAGCCACUCUGAUCAUGAUGUCCUAUGAGCCUUCAAUCACCUAUAAUAGUAGAAACAUAGGAAGCUGCCUUAUACCGAGAAUGACUCGCCUGGGACUAAACACCUUUGAAGCUAAAAUUGGAUUGGAAAAUGAAGCCAGUAUUGGCAUGUUCAAAAAGAUUCAUUUCAAGGAGGUGGGAGUCAAUGUCGUCUUCCACGAAGUAACACUCAGACUGAUUGUGGAUGAGCAAGAAAGGCAGUGGCUGCUUGAGCAAACCAGCCACGUGGAUGAACAAUUUUACAAUGUAACGAAGCUACAGAAUCGAGUUUGUGACAGCUAAUGAGGCUUAGCUCUCUUUAUAUGGACUCCAGAAGCAUGGGAUCUCUGCCUCCAAACUGCAUCAUGGCCUGGAUCUAUCGUGUUAGGGACCAACCGCUGGAGUAGAAAAUGCUGCAGGCUCUGUACUGGGUCAGCAGUCAACUUGACUUGCUGUUGCCCAUCAUAC